Molecule: messenger RNA, 582 nt
Organism: Octodon degus (degu)
Lineage: Eukaryota; Metazoa; Chordata; Mammalia; Rodentia; Octodontidae
Product: DPH3 homolog
Exons: 1
Coding region: 1-249 (82 amino acids)
Biological process (GO): protein histidyl modification to diphthamide
Molecular function (GO): metal ion binding
Source: RefSeq, a predicted model, not a curated record
AUGGCCGUAUUCCACGACGAGGUGGAGAUCGAGGACUUUCAGCAUGACGAGGACUCGGAGACGUAUUUCUACCCCUGCCCGUGUGGGGAUAACUUCUCCAUCACCAGGGAAGAUUUGGAGAACGGAGAAGACGUGGCAAUGUGUCCUAACUGCUCUCUUGUGAUAAACGUGAUUUAUGACAAGGAUCAGUUCAUGUGUGGAGAAACAGUCCUAGCCCCUUCAAGCAACAAAGAACUAGUUAAAUGCUGAAGAAGCCUUCAGAAAUUCAAAUCCAGAGUAACUGAAUGGAAACUGCAAGUGAAAUGGCCCUGGCUUUCCAGUGAUGAGUGCUUUAUGAUGUGCUAUUCUGUUGGAGUGUGGAUCUGUUCAUCAACUGCUGUGUUUGUCUUCAGAAAGAGAAGCAAGGGCCUGGGGAGAUAGCUCAGUAGCAUGAGUGCCUGCCUGGCAAGCGCAAGGUCCUGAGUUUGAUCCCCAGUACUGGAAAAAAAAAAAAAAAAAAAUCUACCAGAAAAGAGAAGCAAGCCCAUAACGUCAUCUGGAUUUCAUGCUUAGAACUUUUAAAUUGUUAAUUGCCCAUCUGAA